AUGUUUGCUCACUUCGCCAUUACUCAACCGCUCGAAGUGCUACCGACGUCUCAAUUUGGAAACAGCUUUUGGACCUUCCAGCAUUAUGGAGCCCCGACUACGGUGCAGCAGUGGUGUAAGGAAAACUUCCCCGACGUUAUCGCGUUUAGCGAGUGGCCGGCUUGCUCUCCGGACCUAAAUCCCAUGGACUACAGUGUGUGGGCCGUUCUGGAGGCAGAGGCUUGCUCGAAACCUCAUCGCUCUGUGGAUUCGCUAGAAAAAGCUCUUGAGAAGACAUGGGGCAAGCUCAGCGUGCGAUACUUGCGUGCCACCGUUGAUGCUUUCCCUGAGCGUCUCAAGGCUUUCGUCGAGGCCAACGGGGGACUUUUCGAAACCCAUCGAAUAUUUUGA
This is a messenger RNA of Haemonchus placei, 390 nucleotides long. The record is from the annotation of a GenBank genome assembly. NCBI's taxonomy places the organism in Eukaryota, Metazoa, Nematoda, Chromadorea, Rhabditida, Trichostrongylidae.